Molecule: messenger RNA, 585 nt
Organism: Rotaria sp. Silwood2
Lineage: Eukaryota; Metazoa; Rotifera; Eurotatoria; Philodinida; Philodinidae
Source: the annotation of a GenBank genome assembly
AUGUCGUGGGAAAUGCAAUUAAAUGAAAGUUUAUUAGAAGAAUUAUAUGAAUGGAUUGAUAGUCUUCCAUUAUCAAGACCUAAACAAAUAAUUGAACGAGAUUUUUCUGAUGGUAUAUUAAUUGCUGAAAUAAUUCAUUAUUAUUUACCAGAAUUAAUUGAUUUAAAUAAUUAUAAUUCAGCUAAUUCAUUAGAACACAAAAUAUUAAAUUGGAAAAAAUUAAAUAAAAAAUUUUUAUCAAAUUUUGGUCUUGAUUUAUCCGAUGUUAUUAUAAAUGGUCUUUCAAAUGGUAAACCAGGUCUUAUUGAAGUUCUUAUUUUUAAUUUAAGAUUAAAAAUAGAUGAAAAAUUAGAAUUAAAUAAUAAAAAUCUUCAACAAACAUAUAAAACAUCAAAUCAAACAUCAAAACAUAUAAAUAAGAAUAAAAAUAUUUCAAAUCUUAAUUAUGAAGAAAUAAAACAAGAAUAUCUUCAACAACAAGAACAAAUUGAAAUUCUUCAAGCAAAAUUUCGUCGACUUCAACAUGUUCUUCAAUUAAAAGAUAUGAGAAUUAACGAAUUAUUAAAAAUUCUUCAACAUGAUUAA